Molecule: messenger RNA, 7836 nt
Organism: Trypanosoma theileri
Lineage: Eukaryota; Euglenozoa; Kinetoplastea; Trypanosomatida; Trypanosomatidae
Exons: 1
Coding region: 1-7836 (2611 amino acids)
Biological process (GO): cellular response to amino acid starvation; regulation of translation
Cellular component (GO): cytosol
Molecular function (GO): protein kinase regulator activity
Source: RefSeq, a predicted model, not a curated record
AUGGAUCUUCCUAACAUUGUUUCGGCCUUCCAGCGCGGCUCCUCCCAACUUCCCCGUGCGGUGCGUGUUUUAUUUAAUUACACCAACCCGCUAUCGGAACGGGAGGCGGCGCAGUUGGCGGAGUACAUGCAAGAACACGAGGAGGAGGCAGAACCACAACACGAGGGGGAAAUCCCUAUUGACAUUAAAGCGAUGAUGGAGCGGCCGCUUCACCGCCUCCCUGCCGUUGCGGUUGUGCAGUGUGUGUUGGGGGCUGCCAAGACGCCGAGUUUCCCUCUUGUCUACCAGCGCCGCCUGCAGCGUCAGUUGCUACACCUGGUCGCCAAGCACACACCACUCACUCUGGAGGAGUGGCGGGCGAUAUUUCAAAACACGGCGGCGCUGCCAAUGGGAUACUCCGCCACCGCCCUUCGCUGCGCAGAGGAACUGCUGAAGGCCGCAGCGCCAACCGUAUUUGAUGCCGCCAAGACAAAGGCGGCUGCAAAUACCACACGGGAGGAAGUGCAGGUCCUUUUUGUAAAGAUCUUUGCGGCUGUGGUUUCACACUAUGCGACCAGACAUGCGGGGUGUGGAAAACACUCAACUUUGCCCGAUUCACUUGAAAUUCCGAAGGGAAAUGAAAAUUUCUUGACGAGUGGUCCAGUGCGACGUCUACGACGUAUUAUGGAUACAUACUGUAGUCAUAAAAGGGAUGAAUGGAAUGUAGCGGUUCAGAAGUUGUCACCAGCAGAAAUACUAACAUGUUUUGUAACAGCUCCAUGGCCUUCUCCAGUCUUAAAGGAUACAGUAUUGCAAGUAGUGAAAAAUACACCAACUCUGUUAUUUCGACUUUUAGGAAAACGUCCUGUUCCUGGAUCUUUGUUGGUAGAAUCACCAUCUGAAGUUAUACAAUCUUGUAUGUAUAAUAUGGGACUUACAAACUGUUCAUGGAAUAGUGCCCGUGAUUAUCUUUCAUUGUUUUUGGCUAUUUCAAAUGAAAACAAGACUGAAUACUUUAAAAAUAAUGGAAAAGAUGGUUUUCUGCAGUUAUUAACACCUUUUGUGAAUAACUCAAAAGUUUUAACAUCAGCAGUGGCACAAGAGUGGCAGGAAUCUUAUACAUUACUUUUCCUUCAAUCAGGUUCAGAAGAAGAAUUACUUCCUUUGUUUCUAGAAGCUGCAUCCUAUUUAGUAUUAAAUAGAUGCCGAACGGCUACAGAGAAAGCAGCUAUUAUGACUCUUACAAGUUCUAUUAUACAUGCCAUUUCCGAGAGUUUAUUAUCUGUAAUACCUAAAACUAAUCUUGUUCGCAUGAUUGAAAGAGAAUUGGCAAGUCCUGCUAAUGAAGCUGCAUUAGCUGCUUGGAAACUUCUCCAAGUAAGUGGAGUAGAAAGCGAAGUUGAAGAUGAGAUGCGAACAGCAUUAAAAAGUUCUAAAACCAAUGAAAAUCUAAGACGAGCUAUGCUUAUACAUAUCUCUUCUUCUCGAGCACCAGCAGAUAUCAUUUCAGAUCUUACAGAACCUUUAUUAGAAGAAUGUGGUGAAGUGGAAGUUUAUCGUCCAGAUGCUUUUCUAGCCCUUCGACUUUGUGUACAACGACGAUCAGCGGUAAUACCAAAAUUAUGUGAUAUUUUGUGUCAAUCUGAUGUAGUUGGACAACUUGGUAACAAUACAGAUGAAUUGGAUGCUCUUGCUGAAACUGCAAUUGCACUUGCAAAGGUUAGUUUAUUUGCUCCUAUGGCACUUUUACUAACACAUAAAAGUGGACUCUUACGACGACGUCUCUCUAACUAUCUUAUUGGUAUAACGAAUGAUGCGAGUGCUGUUAUUGCCUUAUGGGAUAGUCUCACACAUGUGGUGUUUGGACUUGAAACGAAGGAAAAACCAAAGAUAUUAUCAUCUAAUGCCAUUACUGCACUUGUUAUUGUUGCUUCAGCCCUUUUACGGCAUACAGCUAAGACGGCGGUGUCGACAACCCUUUUUGAAAUUGUUCUCUGUUGUGGACAUGAUCAUAUUCAAGGUGAAGAUCCUUAUUAUUUUAAUCAUAAUGGAACUUUAUUAGGUCGUCAUCGAACAAGUUCUAAAUUGGUAAAUUGGCAAGUAUUUGAACGUCUCUUCAGUGGAGAACAUAAACAUCUCUUAACAUUGCAUACUGAAACUAUUGCAGGAAAAUUAUGUGAAAUUUUUAAUAGUUCCAUGCAUUUAAGUACUGCCGCUAGUCGUGGAUUAAUACUUUUAUUGGGUUUUAUGAACACUCUCUCGUCAUCACAACGGGCUUUUGAGAAACUUCUUAAGGUGACUAAAGAAUCUGUGGAUUAUAUGAUCUCUCUGGAUGCACGUGAUCGUGCCAUUGCAGCCUCUUCAGUCUCAGCACUUAUGGAUUACGAAAAUCACGCACUUCGAGAACAACAACUUCUUAAAACGUAUCCUAAUAAACCACCUAAAGGAAUGUCAGAAGAUGAUUAUGAGGAUAUGAAACGAAAAGAUGCUAUUGCUCUUGAAAAAGGUCGUGAAGUGUUACGUAAAGAAAUUGAAAAACGUUCUCGAGUUAUUGAAGAAACUUUACGUCAGCAUAAAACACCAUUAGUAACUAUUCGAACUCUUGGUACUUCUGGACGUUUUAAAUUAGAAGGUAUAGAAAUAUUAUAUCCUUAUCUUCAAUCUACACUUAAUCGUGAAGAUAUUCCUGAAGUACUUGAAUCUUAUCUUGUAGAUGCUAUUAGUGGUUUACUCUCACGUACAGUUUUUGCUCCCAUGAUAGAAAAUAUGGCCCGUACUGUAGCUAAACUAUACAAUAAAGCCUCUCUUACUCCAGAGGAUGUUUCACGAAUUUCAACCAUGGCAUUACUUCUUCGUCAAGCAGUUACUCAAAUGAUUCCAUCUCCUCUUUUUGUGGUGUUAUUACCUUUUUCACAAGUUGCCUUUAAAGCAGGUCGUGGUGGAAAUGCUGUGAAAACGACAAUACCUGUGGCAACACAACAUCAAAUUAUGGGAGUACUCUUGCAAAAUCUUGGACAAUCUCAGUUACCACAACCUACUGAAACAUUACAACUUCUUACUACAAUUCUACAAAGUUUUCCAUCACUUUUUAAGAGUGUUCAGCAAGGUAUUAACUUGCUUAUGACUAUGAUUCCUGCUUCUCAUCUUAAUGCACUUGAAUUUGGUCUUUUUAACAAUGCUGAUGCUGUAAAAGAAGUUACUGCUGCAGCUUAUCACAGAUUUUCUCACUUUUUAACUUGUCGACGAGCAUUGGUUUUGGCAGCCAUAUGUCUUCAUAAUACAUCUGGAGAUGUGAGUAAAUCUAUGCGUCUUGUAACAGAGGACCCUAAUUAUGGUUUUUCACUAAAUCCAAAUGAUUGGAAUGAUCUUAUCUACUAUUUAAAGAAUUAUGGUCAACAACAAAAAUCUCAUGCUACACAAAUUGGUGAGGCGAUGAAAGAACUCUUUGUUUUACCUUCUACUACAGAAUCCCAACAACGAUUAUGGUUAGAGGAUUUAAAGAAUUUAGGAGGAUUAGGUGCCGUUGUCGCUAUCCAAGUAUUAUCUCCUUCUUUAAAAGGUGAAACCUUUCAGGAUGCUUUAUUAUUUCUUUGUAGUAUGGCAGAAUCACCUUGUACAGAAUCACUUAUGCGACUUAUAUUAGCAUGUGGAAGGAUAGUUUUACAUGAUUGUUCAUUGGAAACUCUUAAAAAAAUGGCCCCAACACUUCAAGCACGUCUUUCUAAACCACCAAAAGAUAUAACCCCUGCUCAUAAGGAGUUAUAUCUUGCUAUUUCUACUGUAUGGUUAACUAUUAUUAGUUGUCGUCUUAAGGAGACCGUAUUAUUAGAAUCUAUUAUUGAACAACAAAGUAGUACAUUAAAUAAUUCUAAUUCUGCUAUGGUACAUCGUGUGGUAUGUGAAUCUAUGGUUGAAAUUACUCAAAAUGAUGAUGUUCGUGCAUCACCCAAGUUGGAUGAAUUUGUUGAAAAAUGUUUAAAACAAACUAUUCAUUCUGGUUCUUAUAUUAAAAAGAAAGCACAUGCCUAUGGACUUGUAGGAGUUCUUCAAGGUUUAGGACUCCCUUCACUGCGAAGAUAUCACAUUAUGGAAACUAUGCAAACAGCAAUAAGAGAAAAACAAGCAGAACGAUCUGGAGUCAUGAUAUUGUUAGAAGUCAUGUCAGAAGUGAUGGGAGCUAAAAUUGAGCCCUAUGCACUUGCAAUGUGUAGUGCAUUACUUGAAGGGGUGGCUGAUAAAGAUCAGAAAGUAUCCGAAUGUGCAGAUGAUGCUUCUCGGGCGAUGGUAAGUGCUCUUACAGGAGUAGGAUUACGUCAAUUAAUUCCACGUCUUGUAGAUGGUCUUUCAGCAGAACAGGCAAAAAUGCGAGUUCCACCAUUAAAUUUUAUUGGUUAUGUCGCUUUUUGUUCACCUAAACAACUUGCCGCUACAUUACCAGAAAUUACAAAACAUAUUAAUACUUGUUUAUUUGAUGUGAAUCAUAAUGUCUCCGCGGCUGCUAUGAAUGCGUUAAGGCGUGUGGCUGGUGUUGUCUCAAACACAGAAAUUCGAGAACAUGUGGAAGUAAUUCUUUCGGCUUUACGUUCUCCUAAUACAGAGACAGAGAAUGCAUUGGAUGCUUUACUUUAUACACGUUUUGUGAAUGCCGUAGAUCCCGCUUCACUUGCACUUAUUAUCCCAAUUCUUGCACGAGGUUUAAGUAAUCAAAUGCCACAUACUCGUCCUAAGGCGGCACAAAUUGUUGCAUCUAUGGUAAGUCUUGUAAAUGAUCCAAAAUCCCUUAAACCAUACUGUGAAGAACUCGUGAAAUUACUUGAAGACGCUGCAGAAGAUCCAAAAACAGAGUCUCGUACUACAAGUGCUAAGGCUAUUGCUGCCCUCGCUGCUGCUAUCGGUGGAAAAAUAGUGGAUGACAUCGUCGCAUGGUGUUUUACUACAUUACAAAAACCUCACGUUAGUACUGUAGAGAAAGCAGGAGCUGCUCAAGUUUUUGUAGAAGUUGUAGAAAGUUGUGGUGAUGCUGUUUUACAUGAUUCAUUCCCUACUAUAGAGGCAGGUAUGAUGGAUGAACGACCACCUGUGAGAGAAGGUUUCUUACACAUUAUGGUGUAUUCUCCUUCUACUUUUAAUCCUACUACAUUUCAAAGAUUUUUACCUUUGGCAUUUCCAUGGGUUUUGGAAGGUCUUUCUCAUUUCUCUGAUCGAGUUCGUGAUGUGGCAUUGGCAGCAGGUUCAAGUAUUAUUAACCUCUACGGUACACGUAAUCUUUCUUUGGUGCUUGAUCCCUUGUUGGGUGGUGUUGUAAGUGAAGUGACAACUCUUCGUCAGAGUUCUAUGUUACUUGCUUCAAAAUUACUUAUUCAUUUGGUUCAGCAAAUUCGUAAGAAAAUGCGUAUUCAAGCUGCUAAAGAAAGUGUUGCUGGAGAUAGUGAAAGGGCAGAAGAAUUGGAACAAGUACUGGAACAAGAUGGGGAAACUGCUGAAGAUGGAGAAGUAAAUAAUAUGCUUCAAGUGGAAACUGCUAGAGAUGUUGAAAAAUCUGGUAUUUCAAUAUUAGGUACUCUUGAGGAAGUUUUGGGUACAGAUAACUUUGUACGACUCUUGGCAGCAAUGUAUUGUGGACGUCAUGAACAUAAUCUUAAUGUGCGAACUGAAACUAAUAAUGCAUGGCAAGCAUGUGUGGCAAGUAUUCGUACAGCUGUUCAUAAGAUUUUCAGAGGUUUGGUGGAUAUUUUGGUAUUAUUUGCCUCUUCUGAAAGUUUAGAUUGUGUGGAAAUGGCAGUAAAGAGUAUUGAAUUUACAUCUCGUUUAAGUGAGAUGACAGAACCAUUUGUUGAUGCCUUAUGUGAUCGAUAUAAGGAUGAUAAACGCCGUAGUAAACUUGGUGCUCUUAUUUGUCUUGCAAAUAUUGUGAUUUAUGUUGAUUCACGACGUCUUAUUAGUAUGGGUGGUCAAAUUGUUGGAUGUGUAUUGCCUGGUAUGCAGGAGAAAGACACAAAAGUACAACAAUGUGCACGUGAAGUUUUUGCAAAGGUAUCCAAAUCUGUUGGACCAAGGUUAAUUGAAGACGCAAUUGAAGCUCAAAUUGAAACCUCUGUACGUGGUGUGGUAGAAGUAGUAAAGGUAAAACCAAGUGUUGCUCUUGAUAUUGUGUUUAAGUAUCUUGCACGUCAAACUGAAUAUACACAAGGUAAUCUUAAUUUAAUUGAUGCUAUUCUUGAUGUGGAAGAGGCGGAUGAACAAAUGCGUAAAUACGUAGAGGAUAUGAACCGAACACUCCUUGCCUUCUUGGUACAACGUAUUGAUGGGGCUAGUGAAACUUAUCAAAAAUAUAUUGAAAAUCUUGAUCGUGAAUUUGAACAUUUACCUAUGGAUCAUUGGCAGAAGGCUUUAUGUAUGCCAGCUACACGUUAUGGGGCAUUACUUGCGGCAGAAGCAUAUGGUUUAGGUGUUUCUUUAGAUUAUAUUGAAGGUAUUGCCGCAGUAUUCCGUGCAGCUAUUGAAUCACUUGGUAGUGAUGAUGAAGAAUUACGUAGUCUUGCCGUAUCUAUGAUACCACGUCUCAUGGCAUCACUGGAGCAACGUGUAGUUGCCUCUCUUGAAGAAGAAGAGCAAAAAGAUCUUACAACAAGUAAACGAACUGCAGGAAGAUAUUUAUUACAAUACUUGGACGUUUUUCAAGAAACUAUUGGUGUUACAGCACGUGCAGUCGUUACAGAGGAAGAACCAGAGUUUACUGUACUUGGAGAAGGACAACCUACACGAUUAUUUGAUGCUCUUAUGGCAUUUUAUAAUAGAGGUCUUGACUAUGGUACCUCUCUUCAGAAAAUUCAAUCAGUGGAAUGUAUUCAAGAUUUGCUUCUUUAUGCACCACGUACUGUAAGUGCAGGUGCAGCAAAUACGGUUGCAGGACGUUGCUCAAAGGUAUUAUUUACUCGUAAUGAAGGUACUGUGGUUCUCGCACUUGUUAAAUUAUGCUUGCAACUCAUGAAUUACCCUGCCAGUGGUAAAGAGAAAAUGGUGGAAGGUACUAUGGCUCUUGCUAUGUUUAAUGCUGCACUUUGCGACGCUGGUGAAGCACGUGUAUUGGCAUUACGUGUUGUUAUUCAAUUACUACAACGUUCGGAGAAGUAUGCUGAUCUUAUUCUUGGAACUGUGGUAACCAAGAAAUCGGCGGUAGAUACACCUCUGCUUCGUGGUGUUAUGUGCCGUUUUAUAUCGGUUGUUAUGCGAUAUAGUAACUUUACCAAGGCCUUAACUCAUAUUACAAAAUUAAUGGAUAUUGUUCAGCCUAUCUGGGAACGUGCUGAGACACCAGCGACUACGGCAGUUGCUGGUGUGGCUGUUGCAGCUCUGUGUAAGUCUGCGAGCAUCACAGAUGAACAAUUUGCUGUACUGAAGGAAAAGGCUUUGACAAUGAUGUCCAUGAAGAGCAGCGCUGUCCUUGGUGGUAUCGCAUUCGCAUACUCUCUUCUCACAAGUUGUCCAGAGCGCGUCGAUGCUGCCUUUGUUCGGGCGGCCACCAACAGCCUCCAAGCGGUGGCGGACUUUGGUGUGAGUGAUAAGUUGAGCAUCACGUGGAUUCUGCGGGCGGCGGCCGCACUGCUGGGAAGUGGACUCCUCGACGCUGGCGUCUUCCGGCCGGAGGUGUACGUCCCGCUGCUGCGGCGGGUGGAUGCGAACGACGAGAUCAUGAUGAGCACCGCGCAGUAUUACCACGACGUGCUCGCGGCGAAACUCCCGGCGGCGGCUGCGGCGGUGGCGAACCUCCCGCGCGAGGCGAGUGCGGCGUGGGGAGUUGUGGGGCACUUCGACGCCGACCUCGAUGAUGAGGUGGCCGCCGACACGGUAUACUAA